Camelina sativa (false flax) is the source of this 1953-nucleotide messenger RNA. The record is from RefSeq and is a predicted model, not a curated record. Lineage: Eukaryota; Viridiplantae; Streptophyta; Magnoliopsida; Brassicales; Brassicaceae.
CAGACUUUCAGCGCUCUGCCUUGUAAAAGACUUAUUAGCUUUUUUUGGUUUUUUCUUUGCUUUUGCCGUGUGACGACUUCUUCUUCUUCAUCUUCUUCUUCGUUCAUCCUCUCCUCUUCCAAGUUUUUGCUUCUUAAAAAAAAUCCAUUUUCACAAAUACCCAAUUAAAAAACUCCUCCUUCCUAGUCAUCCUUCUCUCUCGUCCUCUUUUGUUACGUGAUUUAUGAACCAUUUCAUAAUAAUCAUAAUCAUCCUUCUCUUCUGGCGAUUGACUUGUAUCUUCUUCUGAUAAAGUUUUGAUCUUUUCCUCUAUACAAAACAAAAUUCAAAGUGGAGAAACCUCGUUGUUUUCAUCUCUUCUCGACGAUGAAGUGUUUCUUGUUCUCUGGUGGAGACAAGAAAGGAGAACAGAAGACUCCUAACUCGGUUUCAUUGACCUCUAACUUCUCUGACCGCGAAAUAAACCGAAGCGGAUCAGAGUUUAACUCCCGGGAUGUCUCUGGGACGAGUACGGAGUCAUCCAUGGGGAGGAAGAACUCGUACCCUACAAUGUCUACUAGAGCAAGUAAUCUCAGAGAGUUCAGCAUUACUGAUCUCAAGUCUGCAACUAAGAACUUUAGCCGAUCUGUUAUGAUUGGAGAAGGCGGUUUUGGUUGUGUCUUCAGGGGAACAGUGAGGAACUUAGAAGACCCGUCCAUUAAAAUCGAAGUCGCUGUGAAGCAGCUUGGUAAAAGAGGGUUGCAGGGGCAUAAGGAAUGGGUUACGGAAGUAAACUUUCUUGGUAUAGUUGAGCAUACAAACUUGGUGAAAUUGCUUGGCUAUUGUGCUGAAGAUGAUGAACGUGGAAUCCAACGGCUUUUGGUUUAUGAAUACAUGCCUAACCGAAGUGUUGAAUUCCACUUGUCCCCUCGGUCACUCACUGUUCUUACUUGGGACCUCAGAUUGAGAAUCGCUCAAGAUGCAGCUCGCGGCUUAACAUACCUGCACGAAGAAAUGGACUUUCAGAUCAUAUUCCGUGAUUUCAAGUCCUCGAACAUUCUUUUGGAUGAGGACUGGAAAGCAAAGCUCUCAGACUUCGGUUUGGCUCGUUUAGGUCCAUCUGAAGGACUAACUCAUGUUUCUACUGAUGUUGUAGGUACAAUGGGUUAUGCAGCACCUGAAUACAUUCAAACAGGCCGUCUCACAUCCAAAAGCGAUGUGUGGGGUUAUGGAGUGUUCCUCUAUGAGCUUAUCACAGGGAGGCGACCAGUAGACAGAAACAAACCCAAGGGAGAGCAGAAGCUUCUAGAAUGGGUCAGACCUUAUCUAUCUGACACAAGGAAGUUUAAACUCAUAUUAGACCCGAGGCUCGAAGGAAAGUACCCGAUCAAAUCGGUUCAAAAGCUAGCAGUUGUUGCCAACAGAUGUUUGGUUAGGAAUCCAAAGACACGUCCCAAGAUGAGUGAGGUGUUAGAGAUGGUGACCAAGAUUGUGGAAGCUUCUUCAGGGAACGGCAGCCCGCAGCUAGUUCCAUUGAAGAGUGUAAAUGCUUCAAGAGACACGGGAGGAAAGAACAAGAGGGGUUUAGAGACAAAGAACAAUGGUGGUGGCGGUGAAGGAGGUUGGUUUGGAAAGCUAUGGAACCCAAAGACAAUAAGAGCUUGCUGAUUACAUAAAAAUUCAAACCCCAUCAUACGAAAAUACAAGACUCAAGAAAGGUUCCAGGGAGAUUGGAAAGCUUGAAGAGUUUGGCGAGAGAUCAAGAUCAAGCUCAUACACAUUACAUAUAUAUAAUUUGCAUAUGAAGAUUAUGAACGAUACUAAAUGAUUUAAUAUGAUAUUUGUGUGAUUAUAACCAGUAACCACAGCUGAAUCAAGAAGAUAUAUAUAAGCAAGAAUGGCUUAUCACUUUAUCAGAGUUUUGUUCCAAAGCUAAUAAGUUUUCAGCACAAAAAAUACUCUUGCUUACGUGUA